AUGAAGCUCUCCAACACCAAGGUUUUGGCUGCGGUCGGCACCCUCAUCGCCAGCGCUAAUGCCUUCUGGCGCAUGGAGUGCCCUGGUCGCGUCGGCCUUGCCCGUAUCGAUCCUCUCAUGGACUUUGGCAAGGCCUCUACCCAUGUUCACGCUAUUUCUGGAUCCAAUGGCUUCUCUGCUACCUCCGACUUUGGUGACCUCGUUGCUGGCGACUGUACCUCCUGCCGUGUCAAGCAGGACAAGUCAGCCUACUGGCACCCGGCGUUGUACUUCCAGGACUCUACCACUGGAGAGUUCGAGCUUGUUGAUCAAGUUGGCGGAAUGCUUGCGUACUACCUUCUUAAUGGAAAGAAUAUCAAGGCAUUCCCGCCCGGCUUCCGCAUGAUUGCUGGCGACACUCAUCGCCGCAAUUACACCGCUGGAGACCCUUCCAAGCCCGACCCCCAGAAGUCCGAUUGGGCUAUUCUGGGCCAGACCUCCCAGUCUGUCCUUCGUCAGCGUGCCAUUGGCUUCAACUGCCUCAACUACGGCCGUGCCCCCGAGGGCACUCUGUACCGUCACUUCCUUCCCGACAAGGCUUAUCUCGAUGCCAACUGCGCUAAUGGCGUUCGUUUUGAGAUGAUGUUCCCUUCGUGCUGGAACGGAAAGGACCUCGACUCAACCGACCACAAGUCUCACAUGGCAUACCCCGACCUCGUCAUUGAUGGUACCUGCCCCGAUGGAUUCGAGACAUCGACCCCCAACCUGCUGUACGAGGUUAUCUGGAACACAUAUGCCUUCAAGGGCCGCUCUGGCCGAUUCGUCAUUUCCAACGGCGACACCCAGGGAUACGGAUACCACGCCGAUUUCAUUUCCGGUUGGGAGGAGGACUUCCUCCAAUCUGCUGUCAAUACCUGCACCAAUCUGUCCGGUCGCAUCGAGGACUGUCCCCUCUUCAGUCUCCAGGAUGAGGCCGAUUCCGUGCAGUGUGAGAUGAAGGUUCCUGACAUCGUCGCCAAGGAUAACGUCACCGGCCCUGACGCUCAGCUGCCUGGAAACUGCCCCAUCACCUAUGCUGAUGGAUCGUCCGAGGGCGGCAAUGCUGCGCCUGCCAGCUCCACCCCAAGCAUUCCGGCUCCUUCCGGUCCCGUCCUCACCUACAAGCCCGGCAAGACUGCUUCCGCCAACCCUCUCCCCGGCGAAGUCUUCCAGGAGACGGGCAAGAUUCCCUAUGGCUCGUCCAGCUCGGUUUCCAAGAGCUUCGUUGCUGAGGCCAUUGCCAACCCGACGCCCACUCCUCAGCCUACUCCCACCCCGGUCUUUGAGCCCGUCACCACAUCUACUCCAGCCAGCUCUUCUACGCCGGGUCAGGUUUGCGUGUCUACUCAAACGAUCACCGCCGCUAACACCGUCUCCAUCAUCUGCUGGGAGGAGGACAUUGUGUACGUCACCGAAUACGAGGACAUCACCGCGACCCUGACUGUGACUCCUACCCCCUCCGCCUCGACGCCCGCCAUGCGCGCCAAGCGUCACCUCCAUCAGCACCUUCACCACCACGUCUAG
Messenger RNA from Colletotrichum orchidophilum, 1542 nucleotides. RefSeq lists its product as uncharacterized. The coding region runs from base 1 to 1542 and encodes 513 amino acids. The transcript is spliced from 3 exons. The record is from RefSeq and is a predicted model, not a curated record. NCBI's taxonomy places the organism in Eukaryota, Fungi, Ascomycota, Sordariomycetes, Glomerellales, Glomerellaceae.